UGCAUCGUUUUAACAAAGGUCUAAGAAAGAGGACGAGCUGGAAGUGGGAUCAUAGGCCUGCUAACAUUAUUUCGUGUUUUAUAGGCUAUUUACAAUAAUACCUACAGCAUUUUUGCAGUAGAGAGUUUGGUUUGAAAUGUAGAUGUUUUGCGCAGCAGGACCACUAUGCCAAGCCCAAUACGUAAACGGUGGAUGUACUUUUUGUUGAUGAUUUUCUUCACGGAUGUCUCGUGCGGACAAAUUGUUUAUUCUGUUAAUGAAGAAACGGAUCCAGGGACCGCCGUCGGAAAUCUGGCUAAAGAUUUGAACAUCCCCAUAUAUGAACUGGAAUCGCGAAGGUUUAAGAUUGCAUCCGGCUCCAAUGAGAGGUAUUUCGCUGUGGAUCUUAAAACAGGGGUGCUGUACAUUAAAGAAAGAAUAGAUAGGGAAGCACAUUGUGCACGUAAUGUGAAAUGUUCGUUACAUCUAGAAGCGAUGGUGAAUUCACCUCCAGAUCUAUACCGUUUCGAAGUGAAUAUUUUAGACAUCAAUGACAAUGCCCCUUCUUUUCGUAUGCCAAGCCGUCACCUAAAUAUUUCUGAGUUUGCGUAUAUAGGGGAGCGUUUUAAUUUACCGAAGGCUAGUGACGCAGAUGUAGGAAAUAAUGGCGUAAAAAACUACAAACUGAGUCCAAAUGAGCACUUCAGUCUGGAGGUUCAGAGUGGAGGAGAGCAAAGUGUAUCAGCGGAAAUGGUCCUGCAGAAAGCUUUAGACAGAGAGAAACAGCCUGUAAUCCAUCUCGUAUUAACAGCUUUUGACGGAGGAAAACCUGCGAGGUCCGGAACAUUGCAGAUAAUUAUUAAUGUACUUGACGUCAAUGAUAACGUCCCUAUUUUUAAUAAAACACUGUACAAGGCCCGUAUUCCAGAGGACGCAGCAUUCGGAUCUUCCGUUAUUACGGUUACUGCUACGGAUCUGGAUGAGGGCCAAAACGGUGAAAUAAUUUACUCUUUUAUAAACGACGACCAAGAUAACAGUAUCAGUUUGUUUGCUAUCGAUCCGAAGAGCGGUGAGAUUGCUGUUAACGGGGUCUUGGAUUACGAAACAAACAGUGCGGUUGAAAUUCACGUACAAGCGCAAGACAAAGGACAAAACCCAAGAGCAGCCCACUGCAAGGUCCUCAUUGAAAUUAUUGAUGUGAAUGAUAACUAUCCGGAAAUCACCGUGACAUCGUUAAUUAAUACUGUAAAGGAGGACGCUGCACUCGGGACAAUGGUUGGCUUAAUAACUGUCAAAGACAACGAUGGGGGUAAGAACGGCGAAGUACACUGUAAAAUAACUGGCACUGCUGUUUUCAAACUGAAAUCGUCUUAUAAGGACUAUUACUCA
This is a messenger RNA of Paramormyrops kingsleyae, 1368 nucleotides long. The record is from RefSeq and is a predicted model, not a curated record. NCBI's taxonomy places the organism in Eukaryota, Metazoa, Chordata, Actinopteri, Osteoglossiformes, Mormyridae.